AUGCCUCGAGCUCGCAAGAAAUUUCGCUCAUCAAUGAAAAAUGACGAUAUCUAUGUGCCGUCCGCGUCUGCUCGUCGUCCAUCAAUUAAUGUGAAGCCACGGAAUCAACGUGAACGUCGUGCUACAACGGCAUUCUCACCGAAAGUUGAUACAGUAGUGCGGAAACCGCGGAAAUCUAAAGAUUUGAGUCUAAGUAUCGACGACAAUCGAAAUUCUACUGCGGGUAUUACUCCAACUCGACCGGAACACAAGCGUCUAGAGAACAAAAUAAAGUCACAGGCACAUCGACUGCGGUAUCCGCUUGCGUUCGUCGAAGCCUACGAAGCUGAUGGAUGGAAUAAGUCAUGCCGAGAUAAGCUGAAACCGUGCAAAGAGCUUGAAGUGGAGCAUUGCAAGAUUGUAAAAGGGAAACGAGCUCUGAUUGAAGGUCUGCGUGAAUUGUUGGCAUUGUAUGCACAGGAACCGCAAGUGCCACCUAUGGCUAUGUUCGAAGAUGUACACUGCUCUCGAUGCGGAAGCACGGACAUUGCCUUAGAUAAUGAUAUUUUGCUCUGUGAUAGUCCUGGAUGUCAUCGUGCGUACCAUCAACGGUGUCAGACACCAGUGAUUCUGACAAGUAAGAUUCCAGCAGGCAAUGACCCUUGGUUCUGUGAAGUCUGCCUUGCCAUUUUUGAGUGUCUGAAGUCGAUCAACUCAGUGUUUGGAACGACAUACGAAAACGUUGAUGACCUUUUUCCAGAGCUUUGUCAGGUCAAGCCACAACUUCUAAUGAAUGAUAAUAAUUCUGCGCAGUCAGAAGACGAAAGCACUGCUGUUCCUGCUAAAGUGGAAAGCGAUGAAGAAGAUGAUGAAGACUUUGUACCCGAAAGCGCUCAAGACUUACUCUUUCUUAGUAAAGACGACGUGAUUGACCUGAAUCAUCGAUCGAUGCGGUCUCACGGAAAAAUUACGCUGCUAAAGCCUGCUCGCAAAAAGGUGAAUCUCGUAGGCAAGUCUGCAGCCAAGAUUAAUCGUAAGACAGGUGAUGUAAUCUUUGGAGAAGUUGUAGCGCUUGCACCGCCGGCUGUAGGGCGGUAUUCACGGUGGCGCAUUGAUUAUCGCGAUGGUACUUCCGAACUACUGACACGCAGCAAGGCUCAGGCUGCAAUCAAAUGCGCAUGUGUAAAAAAUAAUGGCGAUCGAGAUGAAGACGAAGAAGUCAUUGUUGUCCGCAGCAAGCGCAAACGCAACGAAGUCGAUUAUCGCCAACUUAACGAGCUGAUGUUCGCGGGAAAGGAUGAAGAUAGUGAAGAUGAUGAGACGUUUGAGGUUAAAGAUGAAAGCGAAGAGGAACCUGAUGAGGAGGAAGACAAUGAUGCGAACGCCGUCGAAGAAUUGAAAGAGAAGGAGAGAAACAAGAGUAUUCAGUGUGGACAGGGCGAUUUAUCACCAACUACUGUGACUGCAUCGCAUGACGCAAUUCCUCAACUGACACAUGAAACUCGUAGCCAACGUCCACGUAAACGGAUUGACUAUCACUCCAUGCAUGAAGGUCUGCUCUCUUAG
Messenger RNA from Plasmopara halstedii, 1545 nucleotides. RefSeq names its product phd-finger family homeodomain protein. Lineage: Eukaryota; Oomycota; Peronosporomycetes; Peronosporales; Peronosporaceae. Gene Ontology annotation, molecular function: DNA binding; chromatin binding. The coding region runs from base 1 to 1545 and encodes 514 amino acids. The transcript has 5 exons. Gene Ontology annotation, biological process: regulation of DNA-templated transcription; chromatin organization. Gene Ontology annotation, cellular component: nucleus. The record is from RefSeq and is a predicted model, not a curated record.